This is a messenger RNA of Pseudomyrmex gracilis, 864 nucleotides long. RefSeq lists its product as uncharacterized. The record is from RefSeq and is a predicted model, not a curated record. The coding region runs from base 1 to 864 and encodes 287 amino acids. The transcript has a single exon. NCBI's taxonomy places the organism in Eukaryota, Metazoa, Arthropoda, Insecta, Hymenoptera, Formicidae.
AUGGCGGGUCUGGUGAACGACUGGAAGGUCUCAAAUAAGCCCUCUGGCUCUGAUCACAGACAAAUACGCCUAACUCUUCAGCAACUACCGCAAAUCAGCUGGGUUUGUAACCCACAAAAAACCAACUGGAAGGGCUUUAGGGCUGAUUUUAAGGCGCAGCUCGUUGAGGCCCCAACUAGUUUCAAGAUCAAAAAUAAUUUGGAAAAUGCGGCGGACUUCUUAAAGAACGCCAUUGCAAAUGCUUCCGAGUUAAACUGCCCACCAAAACCAAGGAGCCCAGUGACAAAGAUCCACUGGUGGAACAAAGAGCUUGAAAAUCUCAGGUUGGAAACGAGGAAGAAAUUCAGUAAGGCAAAAACAACCAGACUUGCAGCACACUGGNAAACUUUCAGAAGCUCCCAACGAAAGUACAGCAAGGAAAUCAAGAAAGCAAAGUACAGAAGCCGGAAACACGUCUUCGAAAGCAUUGAAAGUGCCCCAGAGGCAUCCAGGCUUCACAGAAUUCUCAGCUUAGAUCACCGUCCCCAACUGGGCUGUCUUAAGCUUCCAACGGGGAAUGUUACUGAGGAGGCGUCGGACACAAUCAAACAUUUAAUGAAAGUCCACUUCCCAGGUUUUGANUAUAACAUACAACCUUGCCGGCCAAAGCCUAGGGUAUAUAAACCCAGGGAGUGGCGUCUAGCCGCUGAGGUUGUCCAUCCAAAGGGAGUUGAAUGGGCUAUUAAGACCUUAAACCCAUAUAAAGCACCUGGACCAGACGGUAUCUCUCUCGUCCUUCUUCAGAAGAAACUGAGGGUACUAGUCGGUCCACUUACUAAACUCUUUAGGGCAAGUAUAGCCCUAAGACAUGUUUCUCAGGGUUAG